AUGGCGUCGGCACCCAGUAUUUUCCAGCUCGUUGGCACCUGCAACAAUUAUGGCUGGGGGAAGAAGGGUCGCAAUUCUCUUGCAGCGCGCAUGUGCGAGAAGGCAACACCCGCUGGUUUCGAAAUCAAAGAUGACGAACCCUAUUCGGAGAUGUGGUUUGGUGACUAUCCAGACUUCCCCGGCCGAGUUGCAGAAACAGGCGAGCCAUUGGCCGACUAUCUUGGCAAGCAUAAAAAGGAACUCCUUGGAGCCAAAAUAUUGAAAGAACUCAAUGCACAGCUGCCGUUCCUACCAAAGAUCCUGUCCAUAGCGAAGGCGCUCCCUCUGCAAAUUCACCCGAACAAGCAGCUGUCGGAGAGACUGCAUCAGGAGCAGCCGGAUAAGUUCACCGACCCCAAUCACAAGCCAGAGAUCGCGGUAGCUCUCUCGAGCUUCGAGGUCUUUGCUGGCUGGAAGCCCGUUUCCCAGAUCUCACCACUAUUCGAGACUCCGGCUUUGGCUCAGUUUGUCCCCCCGGGCACCAAGGAAUGGACUAAUGACACACUGAGACACGUGGUUCGUAAACUCUUGAAGGCCGACAAGGAGACGGUCAGGGCAGUUGAGCAUGAGAUUGCAAACCUUUCCAAGGAAGACCUGCGAAAGACCAUCGGUGGGGACUACAUGGUGGACUUGAUACCCCGGCUACAAACGGACUACGGGAGCACCGAUCCCGGCACUCUCGUCGCGCUCCUGUGCAUGAAUUACCUAGUGCUCGAGCCGGGAGAAGCCCUGUACAUCCCGGCGGAUGGAAUUCACGCCUACCUAUCAGGUGAUAUUGUUGAGUGCAUGGCUCGCUCAAACAACGUGCUCAACGUGGGAUUCUGUCCGCCCGCAGACCGCGACAACGCUGAUCUGUUCACGGAGACACUUACUUUCGCCCCGGAUACUAGAGGUGAUGUUACACUUCCGAAACAGAAGAGCGGCGCUGGCCUCAAGGGGCGGACCUCGGUUUACCGACCCCCGAUACGCGAAUUCGAUAUGCUCAGAAUCGAUCUAGGUCCGGACGAGGAUGAGGAAAUCCAGGCACUAGAGGGUCCAGGCAUCGCGAUAGUGACGCAUGGGACAGGGACCUUGCAUGGGGAUAAUGAAGAGAGGGCGGUUAAGGAAGCUGAUAUCCUUUACGUUGCACCCCAGGUCCAAACAAAAUGGAGAACCAGCUCGGAAUUGCAAGUGCAUAUGGCGGUUUUCGGGCUACCGUAG
Clonostachys rhizophaga is the source of this 1239-nucleotide messenger RNA. The record is from the annotation of a GenBank genome assembly. NCBI's taxonomy places the organism in Eukaryota, Fungi, Ascomycota, Sordariomycetes, Hypocreales, Bionectriaceae.